Messenger RNA from Sphenostylis stenocarpa, 465 nucleotides. The record is from the annotation of a GenBank genome assembly. Lineage: Eukaryota; Viridiplantae; Streptophyta; Magnoliopsida; Fabales; Fabaceae.
AUGAGGAACAUUGCUAACCAUCUUAAGAGCCUCUCGGACCAUGUUCGCAUUAUAUUUCUCACCUCUCCUCCCAUCAAUGAAGAACAAAUACACAAAAAACUCAGUGCAACUCAAUCAGGAAGAAGCAAUGAGUCAUGUGGAGUAUAUGCAGACGCAUUAAUGGAGCUUUGUGAAGAGAUGGAUUUGAAGGCUGUUAAUCUCUGGUCUGCAAUCCAGACAAGGGAAGAUUGGUUAGACGUUAGCUUCACGGAUGGAGUUCAUCUAUCAGCAGAGGGAAGCAAGGUAGUGGUGAAGGAAAUAUUAAAAGUGCUAAGAGAAGUAGAUUGGAAACCUAGUCUGCAUUGGAUGUCAAUGCCGACAGAAUAUGCAGAAGAUUCACCAUAUUAUCCUCCCACUCCUGAUGGAACAACAACCAUAAAUGUGUCUCACAUUAUCUCUCGAAGGUGUUUGCAGUGGGAUAUAUAA